ACAAAUUGCCAAAAAUCAACAGCAACAGCAAUCAGCACAGUGUGACAAAAACAACAGCAGCAGCAACAGCUGUCAGCAUGCCGCUCUCGCAGGGAUAUUUCAUGAAGCCCACUGUGGCCAACAAACGUGCGCUCAAGGCAAUGCGCAAGGAGCAACAAAAGCAGCAACAACAACACCAACAACAGCAGCAGCAGCAACCAACAACAGCAACACAUACACUGCAGGCGCUACUGCAAAACAACAACAACAACAAUGGGAACAGCAAUUUGCAAGUUUCAUAUUUGCUGGGCGAAUCGUUUGCACGCUUGGGCAGCUUGCCACAAGCCUUUGAGGUCUAUGAGCUGAUUGCCAGUGGCCAUCAGGACGGCUAUGUGCCGCUCGAGAAACUCAGUCUGCUCGCCAGCGCGCUAACCUCGCAUAUACGUCAGCUGGGCGCAGCGGCCACGCCCACGCAACAGUGUGCGCCAACGCUGAUCGAUUUGCAUGCGCCCACGCGAGAACUAGGGAAAGUGCCAAGUCCAGCGCUCAGCGAUGAUUACAAUCCGCUGCUCUGUCCACUUUGCCUCGAUAUGCUGCGCAGUCCGGUGACCACAAAUUGUGGCCAUAGCUUCUGUGGCCAAUGCUGCGAGACUAUAACGCAAUGCAACAUUUGCCAUGUGAAGUUUCCACGCAGCGCACAGCGCAUGCCACAAACUGUAGCAUCCACGCAUACAAGCAACAGCAACAGCAGCGUUGCUAAUUACAGUUACUCUGCUACCAGCUCCGCUGCGAGUUACAGCUACAGCGGCAUGGGCAGCCUCAGCGCUAUAUCCACGCCGCGAUUCUUUGGCGGUAGCAACAGCAACAACAGCAGCAGCAUCUAUGGACCCACCACUGUAACCACCACCACAGUAGCCUCCACCACUGCAACUGCCACCACAACAAUGGCAAGCAGCAGCAGCGCUGUUGCUGUGGGCAGCGGCGCUUAUGCCUUGGCUGGCGGCCUCAGCGCUGGCAGCAGCAGCAGCAGCUUGGGCAGCAGCAUGGGCGCCAUGAAGUUCAUGCCCGAUGUGCUGGUGCGUCGCCUGGUGGAGAAGUGGUGGGGCGCCGAGCUGCAGGCGAAAAAGAUUAGCGAACGCGCCAGCAGCUGCAUGCAUCUGAAUCGUCUGGACGAUGCGCUCAAGUUCUGCAAUGCCAGCCUCGAGAAAGCUCCUAGCAAUUUCAAGAGUCUUUGUCUGCGCGCCGAGGUGCUGCUUAAGCUAAGUCACUAUCAAAGCUCGCUGGCGGAUAUAGAAAAUGCAUUGCGCACGCGUUGCACAUCGCCCAAGGCACACUAUUUACGCGCCUUGGCACUCAGUGGUCUGGGCAGACUGGAGGAUGCGCUGUACAAUGGAUUUCUGGCCAUUUGUCUAGACAAGAACACAAAUCUCAGCAACUCGGAAAUAUUUCAACAUGAUCUCGCCAAGAUACUGCAACGUCUCCUGGCACAAACGCCCAAGACUCGCACGGCUGUGGAGUCGCUGCCACAUGUGGCAAGCAAAGCACCGCCGUAUGCGCUUAUAUGGGAGCAACUGCGUCGUCGACGAAAACAGCAUCACCAUGUGCAUCUGGACGAUGUGGAGGACGAGUUUGGUCUGAGCUGCGAGCAGCACUACGACGACAAUUACAUUAUGGCCGACGAGGAGGAGGAUGAGGAGGUGGAGGUAGAUGUGGAUGUGGUCGAUGCGCGCUCCAUGCACAUGGAUGGCGAUUUUCUAUUUCCCAGCGCCUUGGACUAUAUCGAUCAGCAUAAUGUCUACGAUCAGCUGCAUAGCGCCAAAUUGCAGGCGCGUCGUCGUCACGCCAAUCGCAAGCAUUGCCGCAGAAAAUGGGGCACAUCCCAUGAUCUGCAGCUUGCGCCGCCCUUGGAGGCCAACUUUGAGAGCUCCCGCUGCAGUCGUCUGCUGAGCAAUGUGCUCCAACGCACACAAUUCGAGCUGCAGCGUUUGAAAAAGCUGGACGCCACUGUGCAGCGACAGCUGACUGCUGUGCCUGGACAGCUGAUCGAUGCCAGCGAUUUCGAUUGCGUGUUGUGCUGCCGCACGCUGUGGAAGCCCGUGGUGACGCCCUGCGGACACACGUACUGUCUGGUAUGCUUGGAUCGUUGCAUGGAUUACAAGUCCUCGUGUCCAUUGUGCAUGUCACCACUUGUGGAACUAAAUGUCAAUAAUAAUCUGUAUCAGGGCUCAUCCUCGCCAGUACCCUUUGCGCUGGCCAAGCGGCCAGUAACGAAAUUCCUAGAAGCCGCAAUGAAACGAUUCAUUCCAGACCACUACGAGGCGCGCUUUCGCCAAGAGAUCGAUCAGGAGCCAUCGGUGCCGGUGUUCAUCUGCACCGCUGCCUUUCCCGCCGUCCCCUGUCCGCUCUUCGUCUGCGAUCCACGCUACCGCCUCAUGGUGCGUCGUGCACUCGAGUCGGGCGACAAGACUUUCGGCAUUGUUGAGCCGCAUAGCGGUAAAUCGCGCUACUAUGAUUACGGCACCAUGCUGGACAUACGGGACUGCGUGCUGCUGGGCGACGGUUGCUCCAUACUGAGCACCAUUGGCUGCAAGCGCUUUAAGAUCCUGGCGCGCAGCGAGAAAGAUGGCUACGAGACGGCCAAGGUGGAGUACAUAUGCGAUGAGCCCAUUGCCAGCGAUCAGGUCAAUGCCUUGGCGGCCAUGCAGCUGCUGGUGAUGACCAAGGCCACCAGCUGGUUCGAGAGCCUCAGCGGCGAGCAGAAGCACGAGAUACUGCAGAGCUAUGGCGAGAUGCCGCCCGUGGAGCAGAGCUGGGAGCUAAUUACCGAUGGGCCAGCCUGGGCUUGGUGGAUCAUAGCAUUGCUGCCGCUCUCCCAGAACUUGAAGGUGGACAUUUUGGCGACUACAUCGCUGAAGAAGCGACUGCGCGCUAUAGACAAGACGCUCGACUGGCUGCGUGAGCUUAGCCAGGCGCAGCAGCAGCAGCAGGCGUCGGCGGCAGCGCAGUCGCCGCAGCAGGCGCACGAUCUCAGUUUGGACUGCGAGGAGCAGGAGCAGGAGGUGGCAGGAGUGGAGGUGGAGGCUGUGGGCGUGGACGUCGAUGUCGACGAGUGCUGCCUGUUUGAGCCGCACACCGAUGAGGAGCUGCUGUUGUAGUUUUAGUUCAAACACACACACACACACACAGACACAACAACUACUACAAAUACACUCUCAUGUAAAUUCUGUAAUUCGGUGUCUAAGCCAUUCUAUUACACGUUACUGUUAUCCUAGGGGCCAAAAACAAAAGAAAACGAAAUGAUAUAUGUAUGUCUAUGUGUAUAAACUUAGCAGAACCAAAUUAUCAGUAGUCUAAACUCUAUAUAUAUAUAGCUGUAUACUCUCCAUGAAUAGAAAAACAAAAUACAAUCAAAAGUCGUAACCAACUCCAGUUAACCAAGUUACUUAGUGUGCCCCCCUCCCCCCAAACAAAGUCUUGUUUCAUCCACAUUCCACUUGAGAUCAAAUCAAGCAAUCCAUAAACAAAUAAAAGUAAACAACAACAACUCAUGGUUUCUAACUCAACUCAACACACAAAUUUUAAAAGCCAACAAAUUAAUAUAAAUAAAAUAGAUUUCUUUUUUGUGAAGCGGCUGGAACUCUAAGACAAUCUAAUACAUUUUUUUUCAUCUCUUUUGUAUAACUAUAAAAACAUGUAGAAACUUUUGAAUAGCAAACGCAUACUAUAUAGUAGUUAUAGCGAGAAAUAUGUUGUGUGAGAGGGAGAGAGAAAGAGAGCAUAAUAGUUAGCCCAGUUGUAUAAUCAAAUUUUAUCCUUUUUGCAACUUUUUUCGUUACACUCUUAACUUGAAUAUUUUCUUCUCUACUAUUCUAUUCUACUACACAACUCUAACCAACAUUGAACAAUUCUUUUCACUUUACUUUGAUCUAAAAGUCCGCAUUCCUAAACUAAGCUUAAAUUAAUUAAUAUUUUCGCAAGUCGUAAUUUACAUUUAGCUCGUAAGCCUCAUGCCUCAUUUUAUGUUCUUGUGUCAAGCAAAUGAAUUUUAAAAACAACAAUUUGCUUUUUGCCAGUCAGCUCAUUUAUUAAUAUACAAUACAAAA
Molecule: messenger RNA, 4082 nt
Organism: Drosophila busckii
Lineage: Eukaryota; Metazoa; Arthropoda; Insecta; Diptera; Drosophilidae
Exons: 6
Coding region: 78-3134 (1018 amino acids)
Molecular function (GO): metal ion binding; protein binding
Source: RefSeq, a predicted model, not a curated record